CUUGCCUCUUGAUCAUUGAACCUUUGACCUAACAUCUCACUCACCAUCUUCGGCAGACACAAGCUACAUACACACACAUCCCUCUUUGAGGUAGUUUGUAAAGCAGCGAUCCGCAAAUGUCUCGCGUCACCGCUCCCAUCACCAAGCUUACCCGCGUCGUCAACCCGGGCGUUGCAAGCCCAUACCACAACCAUGGCGCUAUUCUAAUGCCCAAAUAUGCCGAACUUCUCAAGAAAUCCCCCGCAGACGCAGAUGUACAGUCCGCUCGUGGCAUCACUACAACUCAUCGCCCAACUCCCCAGCCCAAGCCCUCAAAAUCCUACAACCGCCCCCUAAUGCAGACCUUCUCGUCCGUCUCGACUUCGUCUCACGGCGCCGCUCCUCCCACCAUCGAUGCCACGAUCUUCCCCUUCCCGACGGCGGCUUUCGCCGCGGAAGGUGUAAGCUCCUCCCGCAUGCCCCUUCUUCCGGACAGCUUCCUCACCCGCCAUCCCGUCGCCGAAGCUUCCGAGGCUGCCGUAGUGGAGCCCCGCAUCUCCGUCGUCGCCUCCGCUUCUGGCUCUCUGUCUCCAGCCUCCGCCCUCACUGAGAUUGAGGGCAUGGGCAUCGACGGUGUCGAGCUACGCUUUGCCCAUGCAAGCGAGACACCCCAGCGGGAACCAGCCAUUAUCGUCGGCCUCUGAACGGGCCUACCUCUUGUUUUGUUUCUGGGGGCGUUGGGUUUGGUUGGUAAAGUGAGGUCUUAAACAGCGACCCCUGUGCACUUGUAUGCGCUUUACGACACCGCUGCGGUGGGGCAGCGCAGCUGCUGUUUUGAGCGAGCCUUUUUUGGUGAUGCGACUCCGUUGAUUCUACGGACGAGUUGCAAGGAUGGUCUCAAUUU
Molecule: messenger RNA, 883 nt
Organism: Sodiomyces alkalinus F11
Lineage: Eukaryota; Fungi; Ascomycota; Sordariomycetes; Glomerellales; Plectosphaerellaceae
Exons: 4
Coding region: 117-683 (188 amino acids)
Source: RefSeq, a predicted model, not a curated record